Molecule: messenger RNA, 996 nt
Organism: Eimeria tenella
Lineage: Eukaryota; Apicomplexa; Conoidasida; Eucoccidiorida; Eimeriidae
Exons: 1
Source: RefSeq, a predicted model, not a curated record
AUGGAGUCGCAGCAGCCGCAGCCGCAGCAGUCGCUGCACCAGCUGCCGCUGGGCCUGCCAGCUGCAGUAUUAUGCCCGCCUCUAAUUUGUCCAGAGCUGAGCAGCAGCAGCAGCAGCAGCAGCGACAGCAACGGCGUGCUGACCGCGCCGGCUGCUGCUGCAGGUGUGGUGGUGGCAGGAGCCCCAGCAGCAGCAGCAGCUGCAGGUCCCGCAGCAGCAGUAGCUGCUUCUCUGGCCGCAGGCGCCGAGCCGGGCGCUGCAGCAGCGGCGCUCCCAGCAACAGCAGCAGCAGCAGCAGGCGGAGAAGCAGCAGCAGCAGCAGCAGCAGGAUUCAAAGGCGCAGGGCUGCCGCCUUUGGGGGAGACAGAGCUGGAGACGGACACGGGCCCGUGCAGCAGCAAACCGUCGGAGGGGGGGUUUGGCUCGGAGCCGUUUGCUGCUGCUGCUGCAGCAGCAGCAGCUGCUGCUGCUGCUGCGCCGCCGCCGGUGCUCGGCGGCUCCUCCUGCUGCCUUGCUGCAGCAGGAGGAGACAACGCAGAGAGAGACAACGGGGGGCUGCUGCCAGAAUCCUUUUUCGAUCCUGCUGCUGCUAAUAGUCCUUCUGCUGCUUCGGAUGUGCAGCAGGGGGGCCCCCAGCUGGCAGGUUUUAUAUCUCAUGGGUACAGCGAGACCCCAGCAGCAAACUCUCCCGUGGCAGCAGGGGGCCCGUUUGCUGCUGCUGCUGCUGAGGGUCUCUUCGGCCUGCGCGAGGGGCAGAUCUUCGCGUUGCAGCAGCAGCAGCACCUGCAGCAGCAGCUCGCCGCGGCCAGCCCGCAGCAGCAGCAGCAGCCCUUCCUCCCCGCUGCCGUUGCUGCAGCAGCAGCAGCAGCAGGAAGGAGAACAGCAGUCAAGCGGGGCCCCUCGCAGGGGCCCUCUUGCUUGGCUGCUCGAAUGAUGGCAGCAGAAAGCAUAAGACAGACGCGGGCGCUGAACGCUGCUGCUGCUGCUGCUGCUGCU